Messenger RNA from Drosophila hydei, 465 nucleotides. Its product is annotated as histone H2B. Gene Ontology annotation, molecular function: structural constituent of chromatin; DNA binding; protein heterodimerization activity. NCBI's taxonomy places the organism in Eukaryota, Metazoa, Arthropoda, Insecta, Diptera, Drosophilidae. Gene Ontology annotation, cellular component: nucleosome. The transcript has a single exon. The record is from RefSeq and is a predicted model, not a curated record. The coding region runs from base 43 to 414 and encodes 123 amino acids.
UGUGAAGUGAGUUAAAGUGAACUUGAGUGAAUAAUAACAAUCAUGCCGCCUAAGACAAGUGGAAAGGCAGCCAAAAAGGCUGGCAAAGCCCAGAAGAAUAUUACCAAGAAUGAUAAGAAGAAGAAGCGUAAGAGGAAGGAAAGCUACGCCAUCUACAUUUACAAAGUGCUAAAGCAGGUCCAUCCUGACACUGGAAUCUCGUCAAAGGCCAUGAGCAUCAUGAAUAGCUUUGUGAACGACAUUUUUGAGCGUAUUGCUGCUGAAGCCUCUCGUUUGGCCCACUACAACAAACGUUCUACGAUUACCAGUCGGGAAAUCCAAACUGCAGUCCGUCUUCUGUUGCCCGGAGAGUUGGCCAAGCACGCUGUCAGUGAAGGAACAAAGGCAGUUACCAAGUACACUAGCUCCAAGUAAAUCUUAGCUUGAUGUAUGCAGAACACCCAAAAGCAAAAGGCCCUUUUCAGG